AUGCUCCUUAAGCCAAAGUAUGGCCGCUUUCGCAAUGAGUCUGUGACCUCCUCCGACGACCUGAUGCAGAGCUUAGCCAUGAGCGGCAAAGUUGUGGCCACACCGGUGGUCCCGUCCUCCACCCCGAGCCUCCCUCUGCCUCCUCUGCCUCCUCUGCCUCCUCUGCCUCCUCUGGAUCCCAGCUCCAGGUCCUCCUCCUCCUCUGCUGGGGCUGCAGCCCUGGCCGACUCCCCUGGCCUGGAUGGGGAACAGGAUGCCACCACAACCUUCUGCAUGCUCAUUCCCAAGAUGCCCCAGUGGAAGUUCUCCAACUCUCUGCUCAGCCGGAGCCCGUCCAACUCCAGCUCCAGCUCCAGCUCCAGCAAGGACUCGGGGAAGGCAGCAUCAGCUCCUUCCCAGGCCUCCUCUUCUUCAUCCUCCUCACACAGGCCCAGCGGCGUGACCUCAGUCAGCGGGCCGGUGGCCAGCCUCGCAGCAGUGCUUAACUCCUGUGACCCUGUUUGUGUCACCCCAUGUUCCCUACAGGCCAUCCGGGGACAGCGAGCCGUAGCGGCGGCAAGUUCUGCCGGUCCAGGAGGCCACGGAUUUGGGUCUCCGGAGGUCAUGGUGAGCCCUGGUGGUCCCAGCAGCUCCAGAUCAGGGAUGAACCGCAGGACAAGGGGGGAAGGCAUGUGGCUGGGGGGAGAGGACUUCAACCAGAAGGGCAGCUUCAUCCACAAACCCUCUCAAGGCUGGCUGCACCCUGACAAGAAGAUAGCAGGACAAGGAGCCUCUUACAUCGUCAGGUACAUGGGCUGCAUCGAGGUGCUCAAGUCGAUGCGCUCCCUGGACUUCAACACCAGGACUCAGGUGACGAGGGAGGCCAUCAACAGGCUGUGUGAAGCUGUUCCAGGAGGAAAGGGAGCCUGGAGGAAGAAGGCGAUGAACAAAGCUCUGCAGUCCAUCAUGGGGAAGAGCAACCUGCGGUUUGCAGGGAUGAGCAUCGCCGUCAACAUCUCCAUCGAUGGCCUCAGUCUGCUGAUUCCAACCACGCGACAGGUGAUAGCUCAUCAUCCCAUGCAGUCCAUCUCGUUUGCGUCUGGGGGAGACACGGACACACCUGACUAUGUGGCGUAUGUGGCCAAAGACCCGGUGAAUCAGAGAGCGUGUCACAUCCUGGAGUGCUCAGACGGGUUGGCCCAGAGCGUCAUCAGCACCAUCGGACAGGCCUUCGAGCUGCAGUUCAAACAGUAUCUGCACAGUCCUCCUAAAACCAUGGCUUCUAUGGACAGGUCUGCCAGGUCGGAGGAGCCGCUGUGGGGGGAGGACGAGGACUUUUCUGAGCAUGAUUACUACAACAGCAUCCCGGGGAAGGAGCCUCCGGUCGGGGGCGUGGUGGACUCCAGACUCAGGUCCAGUGGAGCCCUGCUGGGUCACAUCCACACUCAGCCACAGAGCAAGACGGCCGCUCAGAUGGGAUCUCCAGCCAGGAGGGAUCAGGCCUCUUACCCCCCGGGGCAGCUGUGUUAUGAGCUUCACUGGGACACUGAGACCAGCUGCAGCUCAGACGGCUAUCUGUGUGCUGAUGGUCAGCCACCAGCCAGUAAGGACUAUGAGGAGCAUCAGUAUGUGAACACCCAGAGUCUGGAAAACCUGGACUCACUCACUCAGGCCUCUGAUGGACACCGAGGACCCAGGGUACCCGACAGUCCCAAGAAGGACCUGUUUGACAUGAGGCCCUUUGAGGACGCUUUAAAGCUCCACGAGGCCUGUGGUGGAGCUGCUGGGUCCAGUAUAUCUGUAGGUUCUGGCGGUGGAGGCGUCCGGGUGCUGGAGGACCAGUGGCCCAGCCCUCCACGACGCAGAGCCCCCGUGGCUCCGAACGAGGAGCAGCUCCGCAGGGAGCCCUGGUACCACAGCCGGAUGAGCCGGCGAGACGCUGAGAAGCUCCUGGUCCGAGACGGAGACUUUCUCGUCCGGGAGAGCACCACCAACCCGGGGCAGUAUGUGCUAACGGGCAUGCACUGUGGUCUGCCCAAACACCUGCUGCUGGUGGACCCUGAGGGAGUGGUCCGGACCAAAGACAUGUUGUUUGAGAGCAUCAGCCACCUCAUCUCGUACCAUCUGAAGAACGAGCUGCCUAUCGUGGCAGCAGAAAGUGAGCUUCAUCUCAAACAGGUGGUGAGGAGGAAGCAGUGAGCUGGCUGGCCCUGCAUGGGACGGUUCCAGAGCUGAACUCUCAUGCCCAUGCAAGCCACAUAAAACUGAAUCUGGAGCUAAUUUUUCUGGAAUGAUCAUUCAUCUGGAGGAAAGAUGUGACUUUCUUUCCACGGACAGUUCAGCGAAGGAGAGGGAGGACCUGACAUCCUCUUCUAACUUUCUUCUGCCUGUUGGCUCCCAGGAUAAACCAAAACAUCCCUCAUCCGUCAUGAACUCCUCAGCAUGCAGCUAUUAAGCUAACGAACCAACCAAAAUCCACAGUUUGUCCUGUGCCACAGCUGGAUAAUUCCCAACCGAGGUCAAAAAUGAAACAGUUUGGAGAGCAGCCAACCUCAGGAAAUCACAAAUGAUCUGAUGCACAGUGAAGAAAUGUCCUCCUGAAAUACUGAAGUGCUUCCAGUCAACUCGUUCAACCAAUAAAGGACAUCGCCGGAACAAAACGGACUCUCUGGCACAUGUUCAGCGGCUCAUUUCAGUCUGACUGGACUGUAAAGACUGUUCACAGAGGAGACACUCUGAACAGCUCAUUAAAGAGCCACGUUCCUCUGUCUGUUUCUCCAGGAUAUCCUAAGCAUCAAAUCUCAUUUAAAAAAACAAAAGACUCCCCCUAUAUCUCCAUGUAGACAGUCCAGUGGACCGGUUUCAUCACAUUUAUCAAUAAUAUCCGUCUUAGUGUCGUGUUGGUGGGGCUGCUCAUGAUUCGGUGAAGUUGUGUGUCGUACAAGCCUGUGAACAUCACUGACGAGACUGUGGUGAAUCCUGGGUUUAGACAGAAAACUAAACAACGUCUGCUUCCAUGUAUGUGGACGCCUGUUUGUCCUCAGCCCUCCAACUUCAGUGCCUUAAUGACUACACUGACCGGCGUUGGUGUCAGAGUGUAUAUAAUGUGCAGUUAUGCUCCUCUUUGCGAAAGACUAGUUUUCUUGCCAUGCCAAUGAACAAAUGAACAAACUUCAGGAUGAUUAAGCUCUUUUACUUGUCAACAGUCACGUAAGCUGCUCUUGUUUUGGGGUAAAUCAUGUUUAACACGUCUCAUCGUGGUCUUGAUUGAUGUCUUCUGCUAGAAUCCCCUUAAAGAACUUUUCUUUAUAAGUCAGCCAUAGGUUAGCCACCCUCUGCAGCGAUCGACCUCAAAGAUGAGAUCUGGACUUGAAAUUAAAUCCUUUUUGUUUGUCCCGGCUCAGGGAAAUGCAUCACUCUAUCGAUUGUCCACGUCUGUGUCUAUACAUUUCAGUGAACUGCUCGUGUGUUUCUGCUCCUUGGAUGAAGUUUCCGUCCCCAUUUUUGCGAAUGUAACAUUUUUAAAACUCGCUUUUCAGAUUGUCGGUUUUUCUUUCCGUCCUUGGCGACGUCUGUGUUGAAUCAGGCCCUCCACUGGUCUCCUCGUGCACAGAGAGGUGAGGAAAACCGUCAGGCGUUUGGUGGAGGCCCAAUGAUCUGAAGCAGUUUUUAUUUUGAGUAGAGCUCCCGUUUGCUUUCUCAGGAAUUUCUUGGAUCUUUACUUCUGUGAUUAACAGUAAUGGCUUUUUGUCAAUAAAAUUAAUAAAAAUAGGGUCAAUUAAAG
Messenger RNA from Stegastes partitus (bicolor damselfish), 3763 nucleotides. It is a transcript of the gene shc2, whose product is annotated as SHC (Src homology 2 domain containing) transforming protein 2. Gene Ontology annotation, biological process: intracellular signal transduction; cell surface receptor protein tyrosine kinase signaling pathway. Gene Ontology annotation, molecular function: receptor tyrosine kinase binding. The record is from RefSeq and is a predicted model, not a curated record. The transcript has 13 exons. The coding region runs from base 1 to 2178 and encodes 725 amino acids. NCBI's taxonomy places the organism in Eukaryota, Metazoa, Chordata, Actinopteri, Pomacentridae. Gene Ontology annotation, cellular component: plasma membrane.